Molecule: messenger RNA, 299 nt
Organism: Staurois parvus
Lineage: Eukaryota; Metazoa; Chordata; Amphibia; Anura; Ranidae
Source: the annotation of a GenBank genome assembly
UAUCAUGUGAUCAGCUGUAUCCAAUCACAGCUGAUCACUGAUCAUCAGGGCACUGAUGAUCAGUGUCCUGAUGAUCAGUGUAGCCCCAUCAGUGCCACCUGUCAGUGCCCAUCAAUGCCACCUGUAAUUGUCCAUCAAUGCCACAUACCAGUGCCCAUCAGUGCACAUCAAUGCCACAUAUCAGUGCCCAUCAGUGCACAUCAAUGCCACAUAUCAGUGCCCAUCAGAGAUGCCUUUCAGUGCUAACUAUCAGUGCCAGUCAGUGCCGCCUAUCAAUGCCAGUCAGUGGCGCCUAUAAG